AUGGCAACAUCAUUGGAUUUCUGUGUUUUCAGUGUUCUGGUGACAGGAUCUGAUCGGGGAAUUGGUCUGGGUCUGGUGAAGAGGUUUCUGGAGCUGCCUUCUCCACCCAAAUGGGUCUUUGCUACAACCCUUGACCUGGAAGGAAAAGAAACCAAGGAGGUGAAAGAGUUGGCUUGCAAACAUCCAAAUCUGGUGGUGUUGCAGUUAGAUGUCACUAAACCUGAGAGCAUCCAGGCAGCUCUGAAGGAAGUGGAAAAGUGUGUUGGAGAAAGCGGGCUGACCCUCCUCAUCAACAAUGCUGGCAUUGGGUUGUUCAAUGACCUUGAAACAGAAAAUGCCAAGGAUAUGAUGACGGUGUAUUCCAUCAACACCAUCGGCCCUCUACUAAUGAGUCAGGCCUUUCUGCCCCUGCUGAAGAAGGCAGCCUGGAGAAGUCCAUGUCAAGAGCUGAGCAGCAGACAAGCGGCCAUUAUCAAUAUCUCCAGUUCUGCAGGAUCCAUGGAAGUGAUGCUUCUUUGGGAUAAGUGGAAAGUCAUUGGCUACCGUUGCAGUAAGGCUGCUUUAAACAUGCUCGCCAAAUGCCAGUCACUUGAGUAUCCACGCUACGGGAUUCUGUCCGUCUGCAUCCAUCCUGGCUGGGUGAGGACGAAUUAUAAAGAGUCUCCCAAGGGUUAUCCCACAUACCAUUAUAGGAAGCUGGGCUGUACUGAUGAGUUUUUUUCUUUUUUUCUUUUGUUACAGGCGGAUCUAUCGGUGGAAGAGAGCACACAAGGCAUCAUGGCUGUGCUUUCCAUGCUUUCUGAGAAGGAUAAUGGAUCCUUUGUGGACUGGUUAGGUCGACAAGUACCCUGGUGAACCAUUUGCAUCUUAAUGCCUGGGCACUAAGCAUUAAGUGUCCACUAAUGCUUAGUGUCCAAGCUAAUAUAACACUAAUGUAACACUAUAUUCCCAGGUGAUGAAUCUCCAAUAAAUCACUGAUUGUCAUGACAA
This is a messenger RNA of Pantherophis guttatus, 990 nucleotides long. The record is from RefSeq and is a predicted model, not a curated record. Lineage: Eukaryota; Metazoa; Chordata; Lepidosauria; Squamata; Colubridae.